AUGUCGCUCGGUGGUGUGUACAUCAGUCGCUUCAAGGGGCCGCUUGGUUGCCACUCACCACGGAUCGCGCGACCGAUGCUGCGCGCUGGUGUGAAUGAGCUUGAGCGGCUUCGGGGUUAUCUCUUAGGUUUCUCAUCUUCGGUGUCACUGGAGCAGUACGAUUCACUCGUGUCCUUCCAAGGCGGACUGCACUUCUGCCGGCAGUGCGGCUAUGCGACCAAGUACAGGCCACACAUGAAGUCACACCUUUGCAAACACACGGGCGAGCGCCACUUUAAGUGCUACGUGUGCCCAGCCGCUUUCAGGGACAGCGGCAGUCUCAGAAAGCACGUUCGCACCCACACGGGCGAGCGUCCCUUUUCCUGCGUCCACUGCGGUGUGUCCUUUACACUGAAACAUCACCUCACCCGGCACAUGGAACGUUUUCAUGCAGACAAGAAACUGAUCAGUUUCCACGUAUUGUUCGACACACCGUUUGCAAUAUGUUCCUUUGCUCCCUGCGGCUUUGCAGGUCCCUCGCCUUGGGUGACUCUGGAGCAGUACCGUUUGCUUGUGUCCGUACAAGGCAGACUGCAUUCUUGCACGCAGUGCGACUACGUAACUAAGGACAAGAGCAAUAUGAAAAAGCACCUUGGCAAGCACACGGGUGACCGUCCCUUUUCCUGCGGCGACUGCGGUGCCUCCUUUCCGCUGAAGCAUCACCUCAACUACCACAUACGAACCCACACGGGGGAGCGCCCCUUUUCGUGCGGCCUCUGCAGUGCGUCCUUUGCGGUGAAACACAACCUCAACAACCACAUGCGCACCCAUACGGGGGAGCGUCCCUUUCCCUGUGACCAUUGCAGUGCAUCCUUUUCUCGGAAACAGGACCUCGCCCGCCAUAGGUGGUAUUGUGUUGCAAACAAGAAGCUCUAAGAUUAUGGGCACGCAGGUUUUUUUUCUUAUGGGACUGGAUCGACUUUGUUGUUGUUAGCGUAAAUUGCUUUGAAAGGUCCCUCAGCUAUCGAGAUUCUUUCGCAGUGUUGCUUAGAGGAACACCUGUCAUUCUUUUAAAAAAUUUCUUAAAAGUGCCUUUGGGUGGCUUCGCACACAUGCCAUUAUAUCUAAGGUUGGCUUAUCUUGAAUGGGGAUUAUGCUGUUCUGUGUUGCUGUGCUGAGCACAUGAACGAAAAUAAAGUGUGUUACUUUUUCCGCUAUUACUUUUGUGCAUUCAUCUGUAUCACUUCGCGCAGUGCAACCUGAAUCUUAUAUACAGUUGAACCUCUUUAUAAGAGGCAUGCUUUGGGCAGCAAUUCUUGUCUAUUAUACGAGAUGUCUCUUAUAAGCAGGGUACUAUGUAUGCAUUUUCCUAUCAACUUGUAUUUUACUUUAGGCACACUGCUAUCUCUUAUACCGAUUUGUCUCUUAUGAAGGGGUUUGAUUGUAUUUACUCCGUCAGUGUUUAAGAAGCCCUCCUUCACUUUUGAAGAACCUAGUUCUUGUUUGUGGGUUGUGUAGACUAGUUGCUAGAGAUAAUUUCUGGAUAAGUGAUUGCACAGAUGCUGGUAGGUUCAAUAUUUUAACUACUCAGUAAAAUCACUGCACCGCUGACAGCUUCGUUAACACUUAUUGGCACUGGCUAUAACUCUUGCUAGCGGAAAGGAUGCAGAUGAGUGUAGGCCUUUGAUUGUAUCAAUCUGAAGUUGCAAGUGAUCAAGGCAAUGUCUGAAAAAAGAGGUUAUCAUCUGGAUUUCUUUCGAGUUCUUUUCCCGUGUAUGCUAGAUAUAUGCUGUUGCAGCUGUUAAUAAAAAAAAAUAACUGCGAAGAUUGAUACAUGCGCUGGCUGCUAUUUGGCUCCAGCUUCUCUCUUGCAUGAGUUGGAUGUCCAUACGGAAGACUUAUCUGACUUCUUUCUCUUGCCUGGCUACAUUCGCGAGAUACCUUGUUUUAUGCAUGCAGUACACUCAGCAUUGUUGAAGAGGUGCAAGUUCAAGAUUGCAAGUUUGAAGAAUUUUUGUCUGCCUGUUUUGCUAACCUGUUUUGCUAACGGAAGCAGAUAGUGUCAUUGAAAAGAAAGUUGUGCAACUUAAGUGUCAUGAGAAAAAAGAGAGCUGUGCAACUUGAGAUAACAGUGGCACUGUCUGCUUUGGAACUUGUGGCCUCCGAGUAUAGAAAAAAUGUACCCACAGGGUCUGUUAUUAUGCGAAAGUUUUCUUGUAUGUGUACUCUCCUGUGUAACCUCGGCUUUCACAUUUUUUGCACUCAUGUUCAAAAGGUGAAAUAUUUUCAACUCGACGCAGUGCUAUUGGCCUCACCCUUUCUUCAGGGAGCUGCGCGUCUUGUUUGUUACUGUGGUAAUGGUGUCAUUGCUGCACUGGAUGGAACAAGCAACAAUGCAAGCUCUUCCUACAUAGGUCUUUAGAGCUUGUUUCAUUGGAGAUUCCUUGCAAUUCCAGUGGUGAGUGAAUGUAGUCAUGCGACCUGGUGGAAAUUGGGCUGAGAGUGACUUUUCUUUCUUGUCCUUUAAAUUUCCUAGGCUGUACAACUUCAGACUGUGUGCCCCUAUUGCUGCUAUUCUUGCUGCAGUGAUUUGUCAGUCCUUUGGCCAAUGCACCUUGCAAGUAAAAUAUAUGAGCUUGAUCAGUGUUGGAAGAACCGUUCUGAUACGUAGGUGCAUUUUGCGAGACCAACUAGUUCGAAGACUCAAGUUGUAUGUAGGCUUUAAAUAUGUCCAAAUAAGUGCAGUGUGCGUGCAUUGGGAUUUCUUCACUAAUACUAAUGACUAAAAGUAAGGAAAGUAUGUUGUAUUUAGUUUCAUGAUUGAUUUGUGUUCUUGCUAUCCCGAAAAGCAAGAACACAAAUCAACGCAUCGGUUUUUGUUAUGAAUUCAUUGUGCGAGUUGGAUAAACUGAUCUUUAGUAUGUCUGGAAGGCUGGAAUUGACUCCAUUUUUCUUAGCUUCUACACUUGGGUGUGCUGCGAGCAUUUAUGCUCGCUUUAACAGUGAUAUCAGAUUUCUUUCUGAUGUUUCUAUGCCUUUUAAGUGCCACUGAAUGGACCCUCUCCACCUUUUCCUAAAAACUUCUUGCUUGUUUGGCUGGUUACAUUAUAGUAUGAGUCUAAUUAAUGAUUUUGACCGUGACAUUCCUAUAUUUACUGAUACUGCUUUUUAAUCAGUUAUUUUGUGGCAGGUGAAAUCAGAUGUUUGUUUUUGAAUGUGUUAGUUUAUAAAUAUAAUAAAGAAGAGUAUCUGCUUCA
This is a messenger RNA of Rhipicephalus microplus (southern cattle tick), 3236 nucleotides long. RefSeq names its product AT-rich binding protein. Gene Ontology annotation, biological process: regulation of transcription by RNA polymerase II. The record is from RefSeq and is a predicted model, not a curated record. Gene Ontology annotation, molecular function: DNA-binding transcription factor activity, RNA polymerase II-specific; RNA polymerase II cis-regulatory region sequence-specific DNA binding. Lineage: Eukaryota; Metazoa; Arthropoda; Arachnida; Ixodida; Ixodidae.